This is a messenger RNA of Pollicipes pollicipes, 546 nucleotides long. Its product is annotated as A disintegrin and metalloproteinase with thrombospondin motifs 7-like. The annotation marks the transcript as partial. Lineage: Eukaryota; Metazoa; Arthropoda; Thecostraca; Pollicipedomorpha; Pollicipedidae. The transcript is spliced from 2 exons. The record is from RefSeq and is a predicted model, not a curated record.
CGGUUCGAGUACACGGUGCCUGGCCACGAGGGUGCUGAGGCAGCGCAGGUGUUCUCGUGGAGGUACCAGGAGUGGUCCGAGUGUUCUGUCCACUGCGGUGGCGGCCGACAGACGUCUGACGCGGUCUGCAUGGAGGACGAGGCAGGCCGGGUGGAGGACAUCUACUGCUCCACCGACCGGCCAGAGACCAGGUCCAGACCCUGCAACACGGAGGACUGUCCUGCCCGGUACGGCCCAGUGUGGCAGGCGUGAUGUGGCGUGGCGCUCGAACCAACGCUCGUGAACAAGAGCUUCGUAAUGCAUGGAAAAGGUUGUAAGGAAAGUUUUUCAUUUUGUAAUGUGUGAAGUUCUCAGUAAGUAAUGUUCGUAAAGGAUGUGACUCGCUCGUUUAAGAAGGGGUACGUAAAGGAGUUUGAUAGCAUAAGGUUCGUCACAAGAAAUGUUCGUAAUGGAAAAGUUUGUAAACAAGGACCCAUAAGCUUACAAAAUUUGAAGAUAUCCGGCACUGCUGAACUAAUCCCAAUCCCUCAUGGCUUUACCUUAUCA